This is a messenger RNA of Momordica charantia (bitter melon), 2454 nucleotides long. RefSeq names its product integrator complex subunit. Lineage: Eukaryota; Viridiplantae; Streptophyta; Magnoliopsida; Cucurbitales; Cucurbitaceae. The record is from RefSeq and is a predicted model, not a curated record. Gene Ontology annotation, biological process: snRNA 3'-end processing. Gene Ontology annotation, cellular component: integrator complex.
AGGAAGAGACUCUUUAUUUGGCGCCCUUUUUGCUCAGUCUUGAGAUCAAGCUCUUGAAAUUUGCCGGCUUGACUUGGUUUUCACUUGGAUUAUCUGCAACUUCCUCUCAAUUUUAUGGGGUCUCAAUUUUCACUUGGUUUUCACGAUGGUUUGCUUAAUUUGCUCGUGCAGGCUAUCUUUGUGAGUGCAUCAACGACAAGUUUGACUUCUCUUCAUUCUCAUGGAGUUUACAAGUUUAAGCAGAGGUGGAUGUUACUAUUUCCCACCAUGCCAUAUGCUCAAUGUUUGUGGGUUCCGAAUCCAGUUUGAUUGCCCUAUGGACUUUUCAGCUCUCCCUAUCUUCUCCCCUGUUCCUUCUGAUUUUGAUGCUGUUUCAGACGAAGAACUGUCAGGUCAUCCCAGCCAUAGUUCUUUAAAUUCGGAAAACGUGUCUGAGAAAGAAAUUGAAAAGCCACUUGAUGCGAGUUCUUUGAUAAAAGCGGAGCCUUGGUACAAAAUCGUCAAGAACUUGCACAUGUGGAACCCAUCUUUCACUGAUAUCAUUUUGAUUUCAAGUCCAAUGGGCAUGUUAGGGCUACCCUUUUUGACCCGACAGAAGGGGUUCUCUGCAAAGAUAUAUGUGACAGAAGCAACAGCAAGACUUGGAAAAUUUAUGAUGGAUGACCUUGUUGCAAUGCAUAUGGAGUUCAAGCAGUUUUAUGGAUGUGAAGAUGGUGCUUUCCCUCAGUGGAUGAGGCAGGAAGAGCUAGAGCUGCUUCAUUGUGCGCUAAGAGAAGCGGCUUUUGGGUCAGAUGGAGCAGAUCUUGGUGGUUGGAUGCCCAUGUACAGUGCAGCUGACGUUAAGGAUUGUAUGCAGAAGGUUGAAACUCUUAGAUAUGGUGAAGAAACAUGUUAUAAUGGUGCACUAGUUAUAAAAGCAUUCAGCUCUGGUCUUGAAAUUGGCGCUUGUAACUGGACCAUUAAUGGCCCAAAGAGAGACAUUGCAUAUAUUUCAAGUUCCAUCUUCUUUUCCUCCAAUGCAAUGAAUUUUGAUUACGUUGCUUUUCAAGAGAAAGAGACAAUUAUUUAUUCUGAUUUCUCAUCCUUGGAAUUUACAAAUGUCGUAGAGAAUGAUACAGGAGUCCCUUUAACCAACAACUUAUCUUCACUCAGAAGUAAUGAGGAAGCUCUUGCUAAUUUAUUGAGUGAUCCUACUGAGAGUGCGGAGGAAUUGGAAAAGCUGUCUUUUAUAUGUUCAUGUGCUAUUCAAUCUGUGGAAUCUGGAGGUUCAGUCCUUAUUCCUAUAAAUCGACCUGGUAUAACCCUGCAACUUCUAGAGCAUAUAUCAGCUUCACUAGAUUAUUCGAAUUUGAAGGUUCCUAUAUAUUUGAUUUCUUCUGUAGCUGAGGAGUUGUUGGCAUUUGCCAACGUUAUACCAGAAUGGUUAUGCAAGCAAAGACAACAAAAGUUAUUUUCUGGUGAGCCGAUGUUUGCAUUUGUUGAGCUCCUUAGAGAGAAAAAGCUUCACGUCUUUCCCUCAAUUCAUGCACCCAAAUUAUUAAUGAACUGGCAGGAACCGUGCAUCGUAUUUUCCCCUCAUUGGAGCUUACGACUUGGUCCGGUGGUCCACUUGCUUCGGCGUUGGUGUGGGGAUCCUUGCUCUUUACUUGUUCUAGAGAAGGGACUUGAUGCUGAGUUUGCUCUCUUACCAUUUAGGCCAAUGGCUAUGAAGGUUCUUCAGUGUGCAUUCCUCUCUGGUAUAAAGUUGGAGAAGGUUCAACCGUUGCUAAAGGUCUUGCAACCAAAAUUUUGUUUGCUCCCUGAGAAUUUGAGCCGGUUGAUCAAUACAAAUACAGAAUCAUUGUCGGUCUUCCCAUACACUGAAGGCGAAACUGUAUGUGUACCAAACUUGAAAGACAGUGUAGAAUUAGACAUCGCCUCCGACUUGGCUACGAGUUUUGGUUGGCGAAAGUUAUGUCAGGAAAAUAUAAACAUCACAAGAUUGAAUGGAGAGCUCUCAUUACAUGGUGGGAAAUUCAAGUUGCUGCCUGAAAAUGGGCAAAGAGCCUCAGACCAGAGGCCACUAAUACAUUGGGGUAAGCCUGAUUUGGAAAAGCUUCUGAAUGUGUUAUCAAAGAUGGGCAUCGAGGGCUCUCUGGAGCAAGAAAUGUCUGAAGCUGAGGCAAGCAAUGUUCGUGUAAUACGCAUACACGAUCCGACUGAGGCUGUGAUAGAAAUCCAAGAAUCAAGGUCUAUAAUUAGCGUUGCUGAUAAGACAUUGUCUGCUCGGAUUUUUGAAGCUUUAGAUAGUGUUUUAGACGGAGUCUAGAAGGGACUCGACUACAAUGCCAUGGUAGAGCGAAGAAGUUAGGAUCUUAAAAGUUCUCUCUAUUUUACCCAUGUAAAUUUUUGAAAUGGAAAAGUGAUGAAUCUGAACAUAAAAUAUCAAACAAAGUUUUUAUUUUUUCUUUAAAU